AUGAAAAGGAUCUCUCUAUUCCACCAGACCUGGAAAGCGGCGGAAACGUUGCGUCUGCAAACGCGAGGGUACGUGGACGACAUGAAUUCGGGUGUGCUCGACUUUUUGCCUCUUCUCACUGGUUCGGGGACCCUAAAUCUCACGAUGCCGAUUCUGGAGGGCGGGACUGGCCGGGCAUGUGCGGAACCAGCCUCGUUCUGGCCUGUCCCCCCGCCGGUCCGAGUGCGCCAAUGCAUGCCAGCCGGAGAAGGGCCCAACUAG
Cordyceps militaris CM01 is the source of this 261-nucleotide messenger RNA. RefSeq lists its product as uncharacterized. NCBI's taxonomy places the organism in Eukaryota, Fungi, Ascomycota, Sordariomycetes, Hypocreales, Cordycipitaceae. The record is from RefSeq and is a predicted model, not a curated record. The transcript has 2 exons. The coding region runs from base 1 to 261 and encodes 86 amino acids.